UCCUCGAGUUGCAGCAGAAGGGUUUCACACCAUUCCCUAAAACCAAAGGCGUUGAUACCAACGAGGCAAUGAAAACAGAAGAAAAUGAAGAGACACUGGAGGUGGGAAGAGUUGCAAGAGCAAGUGAUUAUGAGUAUCUACUAUUGAUGCCGAUUGAAACCUUGACGCUAGAAAAGGUUCAAGAGCUGUUGGCUGAAAAGGGAAAGCAAGAAAUGGAGGUGGAGGAAUUGAAGAAGGAAACUCCGAAGUCUCUGUGGAUGAAAGAUCUUGAUGCUUUCAUUACGGCACUUGAUGAGCAUGAGAAGGAAGAAGCCCAAGUGGAGGAGGUGACAGGACAGAUGGAGGGUAGGGCAGGCAAGCCUCUCGCUAAGGCUUCUAAACAAGUUGGAAAGAAUCCAAGAAAGAGCAACACCAAGAAAGCCAAUGAAGCAACUAUUGUUGAAUCUGUAGCAUCAGUUAGUACUACAGCUAAAACUGGUAGGCAUCAUUCUUUUCUGAUGAAUAAAAAAUCAUCUUUGUCAGUAAGCCAAUGUUUAGACGCACACGCCAAUCAGCAGCAUAAAAAUUGA
Messenger RNA from Magnolia sinica, 569 nucleotides. RefSeq names its product DNA topoisomerase 2-like. The coding region runs from base 69 to 569 and encodes 166 amino acids. Gene Ontology annotation, biological process: resolution of meiotic recombination intermediates; sister chromatid segregation. The transcript is spliced from 2 exons. Gene Ontology annotation, molecular function: ATP binding; DNA binding; DNA topoisomerase type II (double strand cut, ATP-hydrolyzing) activity. Gene Ontology annotation, cellular component: nucleus. Lineage: Eukaryota; Viridiplantae; Streptophyta; Magnoliopsida; Magnoliales; Magnoliaceae. The record is from RefSeq and is a predicted model, not a curated record.